Molecule: messenger RNA, 1722 nt
Organism: Rhagoletis zephyria (snowberry fruit fly)
Lineage: Eukaryota; Metazoa; Arthropoda; Insecta; Diptera; Tephritidae
Source: RefSeq, a predicted model, not a curated record
UUCCACCAAGUUGGAUUAAAGAGCCAAAGGAUGUCAAUUUGCGAAUGGGCGAAGAGUACUCGGUAGAGUGCGUGGCUGAUGGUUUGCCAAAACCCAACAUCAAGUGGAUCAGCUCCUCUGGCAAAGUCAUUGAAGGAGAAGUUCUUGACUUAGGGAAAAUAAUUGGCAAUGAAAAGCAAGCCAGUCAAACUCUGGCAUUUGAAUGUGUUGCCGAUAACCAAGUAGGUGAUGCACUGCGUAAGAGCAUUACUAUUUCCUACAAUGUCCCGGUUAAGUUUGAAGAAAAGUACACUUCGUUGCAAAUGAAACGAGGCGAAUUGCUCACUAUUCGGUGCAACGCCACCGGCGAUACACCCAUCUCAAUCAAGUGGAGUACCAAAGAUGGCGCAAAAAUUGAUAACCUAAACGAUCAUCGAGUUGAGAUCUCAGAAAUUCCUACCAGCAACGGUUUACUUUCUGAACUGUCUAUACGAUCAGUUUCCAAAACUGAUGGAAUCAUCUACAAGUGUGACGCAGAGAAUCUGCACGGUCGGGAUGAGCGUACAAUCAAAGUUUCGGUGGUGGAAGAGCCGGGAGCUCCACAGGGGCUGAAAAUUAACGAAGUGUGGUCACGAUCAGCAAGUAUCAGUUGGCGUCCACCUUACAAUGGAAAUUCACCGAUGUUACGAUAUGUGGUGCAAUUCUGGCGUAAAACUGGUGCCGCCCACAGAUUGCAAGAGUUCAACGUCAGCAGCUCGCAAACGUCAACACUUAUAAAGAACCUCAGUCCAGGACUGUCUUACGAAGUGUGUUUAGUUGCAGAAAAUAAAGUUGGCCGAAGCGAACCAUCAGACACUGUUCAGCUGUACACUGGCGAAGAAGAGCCUACUGGAUUUCCACUAGACUUGGCUGUAGAACCUUUGGGCCCGACCACUGUGCGCAUCACUUGGCGGGCCCCACCGCGAGAAACAUGGAAUGGAAUUUUAAAAGGGUAUUACAUCGGUUACCGAAAAGCAAAAAACUCUGACAGUACUGCGUACACCCUGAAAUCAGUGGAAACCAAACAAUCUGACCCUGCUCAAAUAGAAGCUGAACAGUACGAGUACUUUUUGCGAGAUCUCCUCAAAGGAACUGAAUACGAGUUGGUCAUUAAAGCGUACAAUCUCGCAGGAAGUGGCCCACAAUCAAACGCUCUUUUAGUUCGUACACGAGAGGGUGAUGUCCCGCCUCCAAUGUACCUAACCUACUAUGACCCCACUGCCAACAGCGUUUCCCUUCGAUGGACGCAAAAGGACGCCCGAGAGCUCUCGUCCCCAAUCACCAGCUACACGGUCCAUUUUCAAAGGGAAGAUGAACCCAAGUGGCGCGAAAUUCCGUUAAGCACAUUGACAACAGCAUCUCCACCAGUUGAUGGUGCUUUCCCAGUUUUUACCUAUGUGCUGCAAAAUCUUGAACGCGGAGUUCAGUACCGCAUUUUUGUGACGGCAAUUAAUUUGUUUGGAUUCAGUGAUCCAAGUAAUAUUGUUUCUGUCCAAACUGUUGGAGAAAGGAUCAAAAGUUCUGGCGGUUUUGUUGGUUUGAACGACAAAAUGUACAAUGAAUACGAUGCCCCUUACUACAUGCAGCCUGCUUUUACCAUUCCGAUUCUGGUAGCAAUUGUCGUCAUUUUUGUCAUUAUCAUUGCUGCAUAUGUGUGCAUUAGACAAAUCAAAGCUCGUGCUGCAGCUGCAGCAGCCACUAGCC